This is a messenger RNA of Odocoileus virginianus texanus, 4288 nucleotides long. RefSeq names its product receptor accessory protein 3 (gene REEP3). Gene Ontology annotation, molecular function: microtubule binding. Lineage: Eukaryota; Metazoa; Chordata; Mammalia; Artiodactyla; Cervidae. The record is from RefSeq and is a predicted model, not a curated record. Gene Ontology annotation, cellular component: endoplasmic reticulum membrane; cytoplasmic microtubule.
GGCUCCCGAGGGCGCCAGCGCGGCCCCGGGGAGUGCCAGGAGCCGGAGGGCGCGCGGCCUGCCGUUGGCCGCCUGGUCCGCCACCCUCGGCACCCACCCGCCCCCGACGUAGGGUCCAAGCCCCCGGGAAGAUGGUGUCCUGGAUCAUCUCCAGAGCCGUGGUGUUGGUGUUUGGAAUGCUUUAUCCUGCAUAUUAUUCAUACAAAGCUGUGAAAACGAAAAACGUGAAGGAAUAUGUUCGAUGGAUGAUGUACUGGAUUGUCUUUGCCCUGUAUACUGUAAUUGAAACAGUAGCAGAUCAAACAGUAGCUUGGUUCCCCCUCUACUAUGAGCUGAAGAUUGCUUUUGUCAUAUGGCUACUCUCUCCUUAUACCAGAGGAGCAAGUUUAAUAUAUAGAAAAUUCCUUCAUCCACUACUUUCUUCAAAGGAAAGGGAAAUUGAUGAUUAUAUUGUCCAAGCUAAAGAACGAGGCUACGAAACUAUGGUAAACUUUGGGCGGCAAGGUUUAAAUUUAGCAGCUACUGCUGCCGUCACUGCAGCAGUGAAGAGCCAAGGAGCAAUAACUGAACGUUUGCGAAGUUUCAGUAUGCAUGACCUAACAGCUAUUCAAGGUGAUGAGCCUGUGGGACAAAGACCGUACCAACCUCUCCCAGAAACAAAAAAGAAAAGUAAAUCAGGCUCCGGUGAAGCAGCAGGUUACGGAAUUCCACUGAGAGACGGAGAUGAGAAAACAGAUGAAGAAGCAGAGGGGCCAUAUUCAGAUGACGAGAUGUUAACACACAAAGGGCUCCGAAGAUCGCAAAGCAUGAAAUCUGUGAAAACCGUGAAAGGCCGAAAAGAGGUGCGGUAUGGGUCACUAAAAUACAAAGUAAAGAAGAGACCACAAGUGUAUUUUUAGCCAUGUACACAUCAAGUAUCCCAAGACAAAUUAUGCUAAUACAUCAACUUGUUUUUCUAACAUCAUAUAUUCAGGAUGUAUCCAUUAAAACCAUUCUUUAAAUUGUGGUGGUGAUAGGGUUUACUUUCAAUUUAAAUAGUUUUUAUUUCUUUAACAACUACUUCCAAAUCUUGACUACUAAAGGUAGUUAUGCAAAAAUAGAUAGAUAGAUCAGAAAUAAAAGAAAAUUGUGUUAUCUGUUGUCCAAUUCUUCAAAACAUUAAGUGCCUGAGAUAUAAGGUGAAACACAGAUUCACAGUAUACUUGAAAGAUGGUUCAAGCGACAUCAGCCUUUGUGAUUUUGUAUUGUGUUUACCUCCAUUUCUGUUGUAACUAUCAUAUGAGGAUAGUAAUUAAAUAGGCUUCUGAUCCAGCAGUGAUAGAACAAGGGUAUAAUAUAAAAUAUGUUUUAUAUACUUUUCAAAUUUUUACUUUGUUAAUACUUUCUAGUUUUCCCACCAUCCACUGAAAGUUUUCAAGACAACUAUUUGAAAACCAGGUAUCUACAUAGCACUUUCAUUCCUGACUAGUUUUGCACACUUGAAAAUUGUUUACGUAUUUUACAACUAUACAUUUAAGUUUUAUUAACACUGUCUUUACUGUUAUUUGUCAUAUUCUGACUUGUCAAAUUUAUGCCUUGAAUUAUAUCAUCUCUUUUCCUGUGAGUUUCAUUAGUUAUAUUCAUUUAAUUUUAAUAAUAAAAAAUAGAGCUCAUAGUUCAUUUUCAACUAUUUCUGCAUAUCUUUCAUACAGAUAAGUUCUUUAAAAUUUACCAGCUUCCCAUAUUUAGUUCUACAUUGUAGCUGAAUUUAGCAUGUUUUUGUUAACACUGGUUUCAUUUUCAGCUUUUAAAAAUGGUAGCUUUUGUGAAAUGGAAUCAGAGACCAGUAUAGCAGGUAGAUAUCUUCUAAUUCAUGAAAUUAACCAACAACCAAUCUAUUCACAAGCUUGGCACUGACACGGGCUGCUGAUUUAUAAAUCUGGCAUUGACUCUACACACUUGAAUCAUUUCACUUCUGGCUGAGAUAAUUUCCUGAAGAUCCAUGCCAAUGCAAAAUACAAAUGUUGUUAAUCUUACGUAUUAGAAGUUAUUAGAAUGGAUUUUAGAAAAUAUCGUGUUUUUAAUCCAAGAGAUUUUGAGUUACCAAACUUUGAAGCUUUUUAAGUGGCAUAGAUAACUAUGCAUUAUGAACCCCAAGUCAGUAUAUUUCUGAUGAUGGUUUUAGUAACCAGUAAUCAAAAUUGUAUCAUUAUACAAAUCUGUAUGAUUAUACUCUUUCAUAUAAUUUACUUGAUUAUUCUGUUUACCCAAAAGAAAAAAAAACAAUGAGAGAGAUUUGUGAGAUCUUUGACCUUUCUGCCUUUCAAGAAAUGAAGCCAGCUGGGAGUGUAUAUUCAGGACCCACUCUGAGUGUUGGUAAAGAACAGAAUGUUUACUCAGGAGUACCUUACUAUAAUUCAUACAUUUCUCUUCAUGCAAGUCUUAAAAUGUCUUCCAGAUUAUCUGUCUUCCAGAUUAUCUCACAUUCUCAAUAAGUAAUACCAUGUAAAAACUUCAUUGAAUUUAUUUUCCCCCAAAGUUUAAUUCUAUGAGUAUCUUCAUCUAUUUUAUCUUAACUAAUUCAAAAUUCCUAUGAAUUCUGGUUAUAAACCCUGGAAGAGAGUUUAACGUAGAUUGCCUAGGAACACUUGACUUCCCAAUAUAAAUGCUACAUGUGCCAUGCUUACCUUUCCUACACAAGGGCAGAGUCAUCUCAAAUUGCCUAACAAGGUCAUGUAAGUGACUUUGUAUCAAAAACAUUACUUUUAGGGGCUGAUUUGCACCACUUUAUUUUAUUUAAGUCUAAUUUCUGUAUUAAAAAUGGCUAUGCUUUAAUUAUCGUAAACUCACAAAUACUGUCCUAAAUUGGAGGAAUUAUUUAUCCUUCUACACUGCUAGAGUCAAAAUGUUUAACCAAGAGCAAUACUAGUUUCAAAGAGAUAAUGCAAAUCCUUCUAUUUAAUCGUGUCUCAAGGCUUCCUCUGAUAUAUUUGUUAUAACCUUCUGUACAGUCAAUGUCACUUCGCUGUUCUAUCAUUUCUAUUCUAUCCUUUCAUUUCUUACAUUUUGCUUCUUUUCUGUGUGUUUUAGCAUGCUUUCAUUUGAAUUUUGUAUAAUAAACUUGUACGUCUUUGUUUCUUUUAAGGUGGAACAGGUCAUUUUUUUGUUUCUCUGCUUUUAAGUCUAAUUCUUACAAAAAGAGGUGUGUUUAUCCCUAGACCACAGUGCCUUGCAUCCCACCACCACCAUUUGGUGAAUGGGCAUUAGAUGCUGCACAAGCCUUUAGAACACUAUUUUGGUAGCUAUUAAAGUUUAUCCAGAAACUGUACCUGGUGUCUCAGUUUAUUGUCAUUCAACUUGUUCCUGAAUAUUAACUAUUUCCAGGGUUUGUUUAGAAGGAAGAAUUGAUCUGUUCUUUAGCUUACUGUAUUUUUUUUCUGGUGUAAAAAUGAGCCAGAAAUAAGCCUUAUUGCUAAGUAAUUAUUUAAACCCACAUAAUCCCUGCAUAAGAUUCCCUCCACACACUUCACUAUAUGUAUGUGAAUUUGGAUAGAAAAUAAUGUUGCCAGCAUUACCAGUUUUAAAUACUUGACUAUACAGAUUGAUGGAAUAAAAUUAUUAAAAUGUUUUCAGGGAACUUAAUCCAUAUGUCACCACCAAAGAUUUCUACAGUGUUAUAAGGUGUGUAAAUGUUCCAAAUUUCUGUAAACAUUGGUUAGAUAAGAGUUUUUUUUUUUUUUUGAAUAACACAGUUUGUACUCUGGAAUGCUUGAACUUUUGUGUUAUUAAAAAUAAUACAACACUAUCUUAAAUAUUAGUAAUUUGUAUUUUUAAUUGGAAUAGGCUAAAUUUUUAUUUUGAUUUUUUUUAUCAGGAAAAAUAAGUUAAUAUGUACUGAAGAGCAAUUUCCUAUGUUUUCUUCUGUGUAAGUUGAUUCAUUUAAAAGCAACUGGGUAAAUUUUGAAAAGAUUAUUGUGGUAUGCAGUGUGUGUUUCUUAGUAAACAUCACUUAAGAAUAAAGCUUUCUGAAAGGAAAGUACAACUUUUACUCUCUUAAUGUUUUUAAGAUUUAAUCUUUUGGUAGUUUCCUACAGAUUUAAUGUAUAUUAACCCUUUAAACAUUGACCACGAAUUAACAUUUUCUCUUAUAACACCUUUUAAGUCUAUGUACUUUAGUAGUUAAGAGAAAGCAGUUUUGCAAGUUUUAAUCUCUUUGUAAAAGCUAUCUUUAGGCCCAGUAUGAGGAUAAUUUUACAAAUGUGUUUUUUGAAAACUUUAAUAUAAAAUAAACUCAUUUUACUAGUGAUAA